AUGUCUAAAAUACCAAGCCAGCAGGUGGUCAUUGUCGGAAUCGACGCAAAUGCGAAGAUGGGACUCGAACAGCAAUCCGAUUUGCUAGGAAAAUGGUACUAUGCAGCGGAGCGCACGUCGGACAACCGUCUGGUCGAACCGUGCGAACAGACGGGCCUCAUCAUCGCUUCCACGCUUAAGAGGAAUCAUCGACGCCAUCAGCUCACGUGGCAUGGCUCGACUACGUUCUGGCGAGGAACAUUCCUCAAUCAGAUAUCCGAAAAUCUAGAGCUGUUUGGGACGUCGCGUUCGACUCUGACCACCCUACUGUUCUUCUCAGCUUCAAGAUAUGGUUCCACAAGAGAAACCGAUGAGUUCCUCUUCAGUAGAAAAUCGACAUGGCAGGGCAAAACAAGAUCCACGUACAAUUCUGUAUUUGCCGCGCGCAGCACUGGUGACCUCAACCAGGAAAAGCGUCUUAGAAGGAAGCUACGUCGUCAACUGCAGCAAGACCGCGAUAACGAGUGGACGUCAAGAGCGAUGGAGUUUGAGAAGGCGUGGGAGGACAGGAACCCGCGGAAAGCCUACGCUCUACUAAAACAGUAUAGCGGCAAAAUGAAAAGAUGUUCCCAUGUCCUCAACACUGCUAAUGGGGUAGCUGUCGGUGAAGCAACCCUUCCAAUUUGGAAGGAACACUUCAAGACCUUGCUGAACCGACUAGCACCGUCAGCUCCUGAACUCGAACAGUUCAUAGACCGACAUAUGCGAAAAUCUGGUGGAGACGAUGGGAUUAACGCAGAAAUGCUAAAAUAUCUUCCUCCGUCUGGGAUUCGUGAGAUGAUAAAGAUCAUCCGUUCAAUAUGGAUAAACGAAAGCAUACCUGAUUCGUGGAGACACGCUGUCAUAAUUCCCCUCCACAAGAAGUUAUCCGUCACGCACCCAAGGAAUUAUCGAGGAAUCUCUUUGCUGCAUGUUAUGUACAAGGUACUGGAGCGGAUUAUUCUGGACCGACUCAUUAAACAUCGCGAAGAAACAACGCGCAACGAGCAAACUGGCUUUCGUCCUGGCCGAUCUACGAUUGACCAGGUGUUCAUCGUCAGAAGAGUGAUCGAAAUCUGGCAGCGGUAUUCGAAGCCAGUGCAAUUAGCGUUUCUGGAUUUUGAAGCCGCGUUCGACUCUCCUCACCGAGGCCGUCUUCUCAACGCGCUUCGCGCCGAUGGAGUAUCAGGAAAGUUCGUUCGCUUGCUUGACGACAUGAAUCAACGAACAACUGCUGCAGUUUGA
Molecule: messenger RNA, 1263 nt
Organism: Necator americanus (New World hookworm)
Lineage: Eukaryota; Metazoa; Nematoda; Chromadorea; Rhabditida; Ancylostomatidae
Exons: 4
Coding region: 1-1263 (420 amino acids)
Source: RefSeq, a predicted model, not a curated record